AGUUGGGCGGUGAGUGCGUCGGGCGGCCGUGUCUUCGCCAACCGCGUCGAGGUGUCGAAGGCGAUCUCUCUGUAGCGCACGAACGGCUCAGCACCAGGAAAACCUCGACGGCCACCGCAGUUAUUGUGGCGGCUUCCUGCCAGGCGGUUCGCGGUACGCUCUAACAUUGGAAAAUUCAAAUAGUCGCGUAGUGAAAACAAAUUCAUAUUCAGAAAUCAUAUUCCUGAACUGCAUCUAUUGCACAACUAACGAUUAGCACUGACCACUGAAACGAAUUGCUCAACUAAAGCGAAAGUGAGUCACAUCGUCAGAGGAAAAGUAAAAGCACCAUAAAUUUGGCACACGUGAAACCGUUAAAAUAAUACAAUAAAAAAUUAAUAUGUUCCGGCAAGAGAUAAUUUAAGGCCUUUGGAAAAAAGAACAAAGACUGUUUUGUUAUAAAUCGCAAAACAUCUAUGUCUGUGUGUACACAGAUACGAACUUAUAGUAGUGAUGAAUAAGAAUUAAUUACCCGAACGAAAAAGCAUUCUUCCUGAAAAUUAUCAAAAAAGAAAAGAAAAUAAAAUAAAAUACAGUAUAGGCACAUAGAUACAAAGGAACAUUUCCAAAUUUCAAAUAAGUCUUGCAAUAAAAAUAUACAAUUCUUCGGUGAAUGAUGAAAGCCACCGUCCGUCAUCGUCGCAGUCGCAGUCGCAGUCGCAGUCGAACGUGAGAGAUUUGUCGCGCGUUUCUCGAGGUGUCGCUAAGAAUAGAAUCAUUUGUACCAGAAGACGAAGAAGCAGACUGUGUGCACAACAAAUUUAUGGUGUGUAAACGUACAUACGUACAUACAUACAUACAUACAUGCACACAAGCGUACGUUAGGUUAAUAAUAAUUAAGUGACAAAAACGUUAAUAAAAUACAAAAUAUUGCAAAUAAAAUAUAUUCGUGUAGCAAAUAACGCUAAUUACAGUUAAAUUUACAGAGGAAAAACUUUACGAAUCAAGUGAUUAAUUUAUUUUGAACGGCACAAGAACAAGACGCACCACUAUGCCUCUCUACACGGAUCAAGGCUAUUACUAUAGUGGCGGUAGCAGUCAACUCUACGCACCCUACUACACCCCGGGUCUCUACACUACACCCGCGACGAGCUCUUCGAGCAGCUCUUAUGCGCCCUACUCGUCCACCUAUAAUCGUACUUUCGGCGGCAGCUAUAUACUUCCAUUGACACCGCCGCGCACGCCAACCUACACCACAGCACACAGCUUGGCCUCCCGCUAUCAGCCGAAAUUAUCAACAAUAACAGAGACAUCCGCGCUCAUCAGUUCAAGACACGGCGGUACACUGCCGCUCACACGCAUACAUUCGCCGAAGGUUUCAUCCUACACGGCAGCGACCACAACAAACACAGCAAAAUAUGUGCCACCGCGCCCCAUACCAAUUAAUACGGCCGAUAUCGAUGUAUCCUCAAGUCGAUAUCAACACCACAAAGAUGAGAAGGCAGAAAACGAGAAGCUAGCUCAACAGGAUCGUAACGGCAGACGUAACAGUAUUGAAAAGAAGGAGCAGGAAAAUACGGAAGCUAAAGAGGAAUCAAAGGUUCAAGAGAACAGAGGCAGGCGCUCCACCAUUAAACGCGACCGUCCGGUGGUACGUUUGUCCACAAUACGUUCACGCAGUAAAGAUCGCAAUCGCGCCACAAAGUCUACAUCUUCAGGUACGGACGACUCUCCGGAGACAAAGUCGAAAGUGUUCAAGGAUCUACCCACAAUAGAGCCACUGCACACAACUGAAACGCAUAUCAGUUGGCGACAGAAGUUGGCUGAUGAGUUGGCAGCAGCACCUAUAUAUCCUGCCAAGAAAUCACCGGGAGAUUUAAUACGCGAACGCUAUCUCAUACAAGACGCCUUGACCGCGGAUCUCAAUAAGACUGAACACAGCAAAGAAGCUGCAGCGAAAAGUGAUGAUAACAACUUGACACCGUUAACUGAUGAGGUAGUUAUCGAAUUGGAUGUGGAUCCUACUAACAAUACGAUACGCCGCUUAAGCAUACCCCAAUGCCCCACCUUCCAUGAUAUCUGCAAAGACAUCUCUUCUGAUAAAAUUGAUGACGACCUCAACGCAGGCGAACUAAGACGUCGCGCAUCGCUAAUACAAGAACAAGAGCAAGAAAUAUUAAACCAACUUCAGAAGUCCGCAUCGGGCACUUUCCAGUUAAUACACUUAGAAAGACGUGAUAGUCAUGAUAGCCAGGCAGAGGAGGAUCAACGGCAAUCGACAAAGAAGCGUAAGUCGAAGAAAGGCAAGAAGAUUAGACAUAAAAUUACCGCAGUCGUUGAAGUGGAGAACUCGCCAUUUCUACCAGUAUUACAAGAAAAAGAAGAACUCUGUGUUACGCCGGCUGGCAAAAGCUCUUCGCCGAAACCAAAGUUCACAUUCAACGUCGAGUCUAUGGAUGAACAUCAUGAGAUUAACACCUUCGUUAAGCUGCCCAAAAGGAAAAGUGUUAAAAGGAUCGCGAGACCUAAGGAAGUCAUACUACCCGAAGGAUUCAUGCAAGCAAGUCCUAAAACGAAGGCCCAACUCAAAACCAAAUCACCUCCGAAAAAGAAAACCUUUGUCAGCACUGCAGAGAUCUUCACAUUUGAGCCCUCAAGUAUAGAUCUAUAUGCCGCCAGCAAUGUAACACCGAGUGAAAUAGUUGAAAACAAAUGUACGAAAAUUGAAGCCGAUACAAAGAUAAGCCCGAAGCCAACUAUCCAACCUGUAAAGGCGAAGGCCUUAACACCCUUGAAAACCUCAAAUUCACUGGACUCCGCUUUGAACAAAUCUAAAGCCGAUAUUGUCCUAUCAACUUUAGAGAAAUCCCAAUCUCUCGAUGCCACGAACGUUGGAAAACCACCUGAAUUGCUAACCCCCGUCGUGAGUAUUCCAAAAGUCGGAAAAUCAAAAACAGAAAUACCAAAAGUUGAAGCACCUAAAGUCAGAACAACAAAAGUGGGAGCACAAACUGCUGAAACACCAAAAGGCGGAUCAUCACAUGCUGAAAAAUCAAAAGUCGAAACACCGAAAGUCGAGACACCGAAAGUCGAAACACCAAAAGCCGAGACACCUAAAGUUUCAUCGGCAACCGGAAAAGAAAGUCAACAUAUUGCGGUGGAAAAAUCAGACAGUGGGGAAGAUUUUUGGGCCCAAAUUGGCAAACGGGAAUCAGUCUAUAUGACAAAUCGAAAAAAAAGUUUAAUUGAGAACCAGUGGCAAAAAUGCGAAGAGCUACUCGAAUCUGAAGCUGUGGAGGACGUGAACAAUAUUGAAGAGAUCAAGUCUGUGGUAACGGCACAAAAGAAUGAAGCACUAAAGAAAGCCGAUCAGGAUAUGGCUAAGAUCAAUGAUAAGGGUGUAGUUGGCAGAUCUCAAUCUACCGAAUCCAAUGUAUCCUCUAGAGACAAGAAGGUUCCGAAGAAUUCGAAAGUAUCAGAUAAAAUGGAGCAACGAGAAGUCGCCGCCAAGAAACCACUGGCAACAACAACUCAAAAAUCUUCUGUCAAUAUAAAAUUAGAAACAGAAAAUUUGACAACAACAACACCAAUAACAACCGCAUCGUCAAACGCGACGGCAGCUGCAACAAGCGCCGCGUCUAAAAUAAAUUCUGGGCAAGCAGCCAAGUCACCUGAACAAGAACCGAACAAAUUUACGACACAAGUGAACAACGACAACGACAGUGAAAGCAACGUCAAAGCAGAUAAACCGAUAUUAUUCAUUAGCCAAACAAAUACAGCAACAAAACAAACAGCAACAAGUACAAAAACAACUGCAACAGAAAUACAAACACCAACAACACCGAAAUCCAUUACUCCAACGGCCGAGGGUAAUCUGAAAGUAGCUGAAAAGUUGGCAACAUCCAACGAGGCGCAAGUAAUCGGCACAACAAUCGAGGCGAAUACAAAACCAACAGUCAGUGGAGGCAACAAGCCGGAAGCACGAAUAGCGGCACCAAAGGAAGUGAACGUAAAAUCGGAUAGCUAUGAGAAGAAGAAUGUUGGAGCCACCUUGCCAACCACACCGACCCUAGCACCACCAACUUUGGCUGCGUCCACCGCCCCCGGCGUCACUGGUACCAAGCCAAAAACUGCCCCCAAAUCAAUAGCAACAACAACAAAACCACAAGUCACGAAACCAAUUGGCAAAUCAAAGGCGUCUCCUCGGAGCGCGCCACCAGUGACACCCAUCAAUGCCGAUCAAUUCAUUUCGGUAGCACCCCCAAAGUCGGCUACGUCACCGACUAAAACUAAAACGACGUCACCACAGAAUACGAAAGCAAAGGGAAAACAAACAACAACGCCACUCGCCAACAGGGCAAUAAACAAAGAGGAACACGAGAAAGAGAAAGUGACUAAAACAAAAAUAUCGCCGAAAACAACAGCCACAGCAGCUCCACCGUCAGUAGCAGUCAUGCCGAAAGUAGCGACAACAGCUGUCGUUGCCAUUACUGCAACCACAACAACGACGGCGACAAAGCUACCAAAUGCCACGACGACGACGACGACGACGUCUUCCACAUCCCCAGAGUCCGCAACAGCCCCAAUCAUAUCGCCGCCGCCAGUACCGGUCGCCACAGAAUUGCUAGCGCGCCGCAAAAGUCACGAAGAUGCCGAAGACGACGGCGAGAACAAUCACAAUAAGCACCAGCAGGCACACGCGCCAAAUAAUUUAUCAAAAUUCGCAACAGUACAGAAUUUGGCACAGUGUUUACAAGACGUUGACGCUGAUCUAGAAGACUACAUACCGUCAUCUGCGGAAAAUAGCGAUGACGAGGACAGUUCAGACAAUUACUCCAGUGUGGACGGUUGUGAUUAUCAAAAUUUGAGUGCAAGCAUGAAGAAGAAAGUGCGACAACGACGCAAAAAGGAGAAACAGGCCGAACAGGCGCGUUUCGAUCCGCAAAAGAAAAUUAAAAUCGAUCCCUCCAACAAGUGUUACGUGAAAGAGGAGGCACCGCGAUAUCCGCUUGUCGCGACUCCGCGCCCACUAUGGAAACGCGAGAAAAUAGUGUAUCCCGUCGAGGAUUCGGAUGAUGAAAGUGGUGAUAGUGAUGAGAGUGGAUCGGGUAGUGAAGAAACCGAAGACAGUGAAGAGUGCACCACGUCCGAGGAAUACGAGGACGACUUGAGUACCAACGCCAGUAGUGGUGCGGCCACUGGCAGCAAUGUCUCAAAGGAGAAUUCCGCAAUUAUACGUUUAAGUACCUGCAGCAAUGAUUCGGGUUUUGAAGGCGGCACUGCGCCCUCUAGUCCCAAAAAGAUGCUUGAGUGCGAUGUGAACUGUCAUAAGAAAUGCGAACAUUUAAUGGCCAACUUAUGCGGCGUCAAUCAAAAGCUGAUGGUGGAAGCUUUAGCUUGCGUGAAACGAGGCGCACGUGAUGCCCGGGAUUCGCCCAGUACGCCGCCAAGCUCAAAUCCUGCUUACAAAAUCGAAGCCAACGAGGAACAUGAUGAAACAUCCUACACGUAUUCGCAAUUUCAAAAGUCGGGGCGUUUCACCGCGCCAGCUACCGUUAUUCCACGAUUCAAAAACUACUCAGUGGACGACUUCCACUUCCUGGCCGUGUUGGGCAAAGGAAGCUUCGGCAAGGUGCUGCUGGCCGAGCUACGCGACACCACCUAUUACUACGCCGUCAAGUGUCUGAAGAAAGAUGUCGUUCUCGAGGAUGACGAUGUCGAUUCAACCUUAAUCGAACGCAAAGUGUUGGCAUUGGGCACCAAGCAUCCGUAUCUGUGUCACCUGUUCUGCACAUUUCAAACUGAGAGUCACUUAUUCUUUGUUAUGGAGUAUCUCAACGGUGGCGAUCUAAUGUUCCAUAUACAGGAGAGUGGUCGGUUCCCGGAGGAGCGAGCUCGUUUCUAUGGCGCAGAAAUCAUAUCCGGCUUGAAGUUCCUGCAUAAAAAAGGCAUCAUAUACAGAGAUCUGAAAUUGGACAAUGUGUUGUUGGACUUUGAAGGUCACGUGCGCAUCGCGGAUUUUGGCAUGUGCAAAUUGCAAAUCUACCUCGACAAGACUGCAGACAGUUUUUGUGGUACACCAGAUUACAUGGCGCCUGAAAUCAUAAAGGGUGAAAAGUACAAUCAAUACGUCGAUUGGUGGUCAUUUGGAGUUUUACUCUACGAAAUGUUAAUUGGACAAUCGCCAUUUAGUGGUUGCGAUGAGGAUGAACUAUUCUGGUCGAUUUGCAAUGAGAUUCCUUGGUUCCCUGUUUAUAUAUCAGCAGAGGCCACAGGCAUUUUGAAGGGACUUCUUGAAAAAGACUACACCAAACGCAUAGGCUCCCAAUACAGUCCCGCCGGUGAUAUCAGUGAGCAUAUAUUUUUCAGACCCAUCGAUUGGGAUUUGCUGGAGAAGCGGCAAUUACCGCCGCCCUUUAAGCCGCUAGUGAAACAUCCGUUGGAUACACAAUACUUCGACAGGGUCUUUACAAAAGAGCGCGUGCGUUUGACGCCCAUCGAAAAGGAUAUUCUGCAAUCCAUGGAUCAGAAGCCUUUCCUUGGUUUCACAUACACAAAUCCACACAUAACACUAGAUUAAGUAGAGUGAGCGCAUUCGCUAGAUUCCACAAACAUUUUUAAAUAUAAAUGUUUCAUAAAAUCUUUAGGAUCGGAAUAGAUGGAAAAGAUUCUUUGACGGAAACUAAAGGAGAAAUGCACAUCUCAAAAUUUUACUCAUAGCAGCAAAGGGUCCGUAUCAAAAAUUUCGUAUGGAUUGAGUUUGCAAUACAAAGUUUGUUUCAAACCAGUAUUUAAAAGAAUAAUAAUUUAGACUAAGCAGAAGAGGAUUAGGUUAAACAUUUCUUAGCAUAAGACAGUUAUGGAGUUUGUAAAUGUAUAUUUGUUUGUAUGUAACGCUCACCUUUUCACCAAAAGUCCAUCCAUUAAUAUUAGAACCCAGGUCCCAAUUGUUGGCUGAAGCCACCAAGCGUAC
Messenger RNA from Ceratitis capitata (Mediterranean fruit fly), 6952 nucleotides. RefSeq names its product putative protein kinase C delta type homolog (gene Pkcdelta). Gene Ontology annotation, molecular function: diacylglycerol-dependent serine/threonine kinase activity; ATP binding. Bases 1031 to 6559 code for a protein of 1842 amino acids. NCBI's taxonomy places the organism in Eukaryota, Metazoa, Arthropoda, Insecta, Diptera, Tephritidae. Gene Ontology annotation, biological process: peptidyl-serine phosphorylation; intracellular signal transduction. The record is from RefSeq and is a predicted model, not a curated record. The transcript is spliced from 11 exons.